AUGCCCAACAACCCUAACACCAUAUCUUACACAUUUAUCUUGACGGCCCACAUUGUCACAUUUGACAAUUAUGGCGUCAGUAGCCACAUCAACCAUCGUGCAGUGUUCGCAUCCGUCACCGAGCUAGCCAUUGCACUAUGCAAGAAAUCACUUGCGCCAGGAAGCACGACAAAGGCACCCCAGCUUUUCACCGUCAAGUCGGUUUUCGUAGUCCAGAAGUAUCUCGCCCUGUUCGACCUGCCCCUGUCAUUCAUCAGGCUUGUACCCUCACUCGUCCAAGGCCCUUUGCAGCAGAACAACGCUGCACUGAACCCGCUCACCUAUGACCCGAAGAACCAGAAAAGCACCCGGGAGAGUGAGCGGCAACGGGUCGCGCUUCCAGCCGGCUUCGAGAAAAGAAUUCUUGGGACUUACCCUUUGCGAGAGGAGGAGGUCAAAAACGAGCAAAGGUCCAACUUUGCUGGUCACAACGUUCCUGUUGUCAAGCGGGUGCCCGCUCAGCUCUUCGGUGGUACCUUGGGAUUGCUCCACCCUUCAUCCGCCGCAACCAAAGAGAAGCAGGCAUCUGAACGGCGCAAACAUAGACCCACCACCAAGCAAGCUUCUUUGAUUGCUAUCCCGGUCAACCAAGCGCCUGUAGACUUCUUGGCGGAUCCCAACAAGUAUUCAUCAACACUUUUCAUUGCUGGUAUUAAGCAAUGUCCCAUCACUUCUCUGCACCCUUUUGGUACCUUAGUCGAGGAGCUUGGCCCCAUCGGUGACAUUGAGGUUGAACCCGAUUCUCUGCUCAAAAACUGUAACUUCACCUUGGAGGAAUUCUCCAAGAAUGUUGUCAGUUUCUUGCUGCCGUUGCCGUGGACCAUCCCCAAACGUGAAUAA
This is a messenger RNA of Puccinia triticina, 879 nucleotides long. RefSeq lists its product as uncharacterized. Gene Ontology annotation, molecular function: 3'-5'-RNA exonuclease activity. Lineage: Eukaryota; Fungi; Basidiomycota; Pucciniomycetes; Pucciniales; Pucciniaceae. Gene Ontology annotation, biological process: mRNA catabolic process. The coding region runs from base 1 to 879 and encodes 292 amino acids. The transcript has 3 exons. The record is from RefSeq and is a predicted model, not a curated record. Gene Ontology annotation, cellular component: exosome (RNase complex); P-body.